AUGGUCAAGAGCUUGGAACAGGCGCUUCUUCGGAUAUCUGAAUUGGAAGAUAAGAUAGAAGACCAGCAGAUAAUAAUCAAUGCACUUGUGGCACAUACAAAGAGGUUGGCGAGGGAUAAUGGGAGCACAGCGGUAGGGAAAGGCCAUAAGGAGCAGGAUAGAAACGGGGCUGAUGCAGAAGAUGGCCAGGAUAUGGUCCGUUUUGAGCUUAACAAAGAGAAUAGUAGAAGAAAGAAAAGGAGCAGUGUGCCUCUUGAGGAUGAAGUUGAGGACUUGUUCCGAGGGGACAAGGUAUCUAAGUCGUUCAAGGAUGCCUUCACAAUUGAUUCUCUCCUAUCUUACUCCGGGGAAGCUCACAACUUCUCGCUAAACAGUAGAGCAGAUGUGAAAAUGAAAAAGUCGUUUCACACCAAUGUUAAGCAGCAAAUCGACAAGAUUAUAAGGCACAUGAUGACAAACCUGAACACUUACGACCUCAACACGAUCUGCUCGACAUUCAAUUUGAUCUCUGGGGAUGUUGAGUAUCAGCACAAGCUUGUGAUUGCACAUGACAUCAUUCUUUUUAUUGAUGACUUUUCCAGGACACCGUUUAUCAUUUCUGCUCUAUUCAACAACCAGGGAAUCCGCAACGACGUGCUGGGAGGAACCAUAAAGGAGAUUCUACUGCACCAGUGUACGAUUGACAAAGACAUAUAUAAGAACAAUCCCCACCUUGUGGGUUACUAUAACAAGAUAAUUGACAACUUUGAGCUCCAUCCCAGAGAAAGGUCCCUGAAGGAUGCAUGCACCAGUUUGAUUGGAAACUUCAAGGUUUUUGAGGACAGGACUUUCAACUCCGCGAUAUUUCCAAACAUGUACUCUGUUAGGGUUCUUUGCCACUACAUGGACUGGGACUACACUUACAACGAGUUUGUGAGGUCUGUUCUGUACCCAAGGCUAAAGGAGACUCGCAACCCCCUGUAUGCUGUUUAUAUGUUUGUUGUGGCGUUUAAUGCACUGCGGGUGUUUGGAGACGUUGAGAGUGUGAACGUUGUGUUUGACAAGCUCAAGGAGUUUAUGAGUGAUGCCUCGGACCUCUCUAUAGCCUCCUAUCUGUUUAUCAAGCAGAUUGAUCCUGAGGGAGCCAGGAAGUGGUACAGAUCACAGAUAGAGAGUAUUGGGCAUGUUGAUAUGGAGCAUCUACAAGGUCUGGUAUUAUACUAG
Encephalitozoon cuniculi GB-M1 is the source of this 1203-nucleotide messenger RNA. RefSeq lists its product as uncharacterized. The transcript has a single exon. The record is from RefSeq and is marked provisional. The coding region runs from base 1 to 1203 and encodes 400 amino acids. NCBI's taxonomy places the organism in Eukaryota, Fungi, Microsporidia, Unikaryonidae.